GGUUUAGGGCUCCGUCUGAGAAUGGGGAGGAGUGUCUGAGGACUCGUCAAGGUAGCAGAGGGAAGUGUCUCUGUCCCUUUGUCAUGCUAAUCCAAGGCAGAGGAGUUCCGUCCAUCACCAAGGCUCAACAGUUUGAAUGGGACAGCACACAAAGGUUAGUUGUCGUCCUCCGAACAAAGACAUCUCAGACGUUCUCAAAAGUUUGGAGAAACCUAUCGGUUGCUCCAGAGAAGAUGCGUCUGUUUCACCCAGCGUUCUCCCACCUCAUCUUGCAGGAUAAUAACUUUUUUAACCAGUAAAUAAUCUUUCGUGAACUCCUGUUUGGUUUCAUUGUUCAAUUUUAGGCUAUGCAUGGUUUUAGUUGGUUAUGUCCAGUUUGUGAAGUAGUUGCGCGCAAAAUAGUUUUAUGUUCUUAUUUUAUUUGAAAGCGAUUGAAAUACUCGGAAGUGCAUUUUUGUAUGGACUCAGUAGUAGGAUAAGCCGCACACCUUUUAGGGGACUGUUUAGAGCUAAAUGGCCGAGAGUGCGCUUUUCUUAAUCAUUUUCAUAUGGUUGCACCGUUUCCCCGAAGUGGUUUGAUACUUCUUGCACCGUUUCCCCGAAGUCGUUUGGUACUCCUUGGGAAAAAAUAAACAGUAAUAGCAAUAGUCCUAUUUAUUUCUAAGAAUUAUGUAACUUGAUCACUCGUGUUUUUUUUAUGUGAUUGGGAGAUAGCAUAGAUGCAUGCAGAAGUCGAGCGGCCUGCGCAUUGGUCCCUAAUUAUGAAAUAUUUUCUCCAAAAUAACCAUGUCCUUAGUGGCCAUUAUGUGGUUACUCAAUUAGACAAAAAGGGAUAGGCUACUAUUCUCAGAAGAGGCUUUUUAGAGGGGGAUUCCCUGAGCCCUGGGUGUUUGGUUAUCUGAGGUGCCACACCGCCAUUCUCUGUAGCAGACAGAUUAUUAAUAGAGGAUUUAGUUGUUGCGAAAAUGUUUUAUUAGAAAAACUUAUUACAGGUAUUAUCAGUUAUUAAUAUACAGCCUACUACAGUUGAAGUCGGCAGGUAGCUUAGUGGGUAAGAGCGUUGUGCCAGUAACCGAAAGGUCGCUGGUUCUAAUCCCCGAGCCGACUAGGUGAAAAAUCUGUCGAUGUGCCCUUAAGCAAGGCACUUAACCCUAAUUGCUCCUGUAAGUCGCUCUGGAUAAGAGCGUCUGCUAAAUGACUAAAAUGUAAAAAAAAAAAAAAAAAAAAAAUGUUUACAUACACCUUAGCCAAAUACAGUUAACUCAGUUUUUCACAAUUCCUGACAUUUAAUCAUAGUAAAAAUUCUCUGUUUUAGGUCAGUUAGGAUCACCACUUUAUUUGAAGAAUGUGAAAUGUCAGAAUAAUAGUAGAGAGAAUGAUUUAUUUCAGCUUUUAUUUCUUUCAUCACAUUCCCAGUGGGUCAGAAGUUUACAUACACUCAAUUAGUAUUUGGUAGCAUUGCCUUUAAAUUGUUUAACUUGGGUCAAACGUUUCGGGUAGCCUUCAACAAGCUUCCCACAAGUUGGGUGAAUUUUGGCCCAUUCCUCCUGACAGAGCUGGUGUAACUGAGUCAGGUUUGUAGGCCUCCUUGCUGGCACACACCUUUUCAGUUCUGCCCACACAUUGUCUAUAGGAUUGAGGUCAGGGCUUUGUGAUGGCCACUCCAAUACCUUGACUUUGUUGUCCUUAAGCCAUUUUGCCACAACUUUGGAAGUAUGCUUGGGGUCAUUGUUCAUUUGGAAGACCCAUUUGCGACCAAGCUUUAACUUCCUGACUGAUGUCUUGAGAUGUUGCUUCAAUAUAUCCACAUAAUUUUCCUUCCUCAUGAUACCAUCUAUUUUGUGAAGUGCACCAGUCCAUCCUGCAGCAAAGCACCCCCACAGCAUGAUGCUGCCACCCCCGUGCUUCACGGUUGGGAUGGUGUUCUUCGGUUUGCAAGAACCACCUUUUUCCUCCAAACAUAACAAUGGUCAUUAUGGCCAAACAGUUAUAUUUUUGUUUCAUCAGACGAGAAUACACUUCUCCAAAAAGUACGAUCUUUGUCCCCAUGUGCAGUUGCAAACCGUAGUCUGGCUUUUUUAUGGCGGUUUUGGAGCAGUGGCUUCUUCCUUGCUGAGCGGCCUUUCAAGUUAUGUUGAUAUAGGACUUGUUUUAUUGUGGAUAUAGAUACUUUUGUACCUGUUUCCUCCAGCAUCUUCACAAUGUCCUUUGCUGUGUUCUGGGAUUGAUUUGCACUUUUCGCACCAAAGUACGUUCAUCUCUAGGAGACAGAAUGCGUCUCCUUCCUGAGCGGUAUGACGGCUGCGUGGUCCCAUGGUGUUUAUACUUGCAUACUAUUGUUUGUACAGAUAAACGUGGUACCUUCAGGCGUUUGGAAAUUGCUCCCAAGGAUGAACCAGACUUGUGGAGAUCUACAAUUAAUUUUCUGAGGUCUUGGCUGAUUUCUUUUGAUUAUCCCAUGAUGUCAAGCAAAGAGGCACUGAGUUUGAAGGUAGGCCUUGAAAUACAUCCACAGGUACACCUCCAAUUGACUCAAAUUAUGUGAAUUAGCCUAUCAGAAGCUUCUAAAGCCAAGACAUCAUUUUCUGGAAUUUUCCAAGCUGUUUAAAGGCACAGUCAACUUAGUGUAUGUAAACUUCUGACCCACUGGAAUUGUGAUACAGUGAAUUAUAAGUGAAAUAAUCUGUCUGUAAUAAAUUUUAGGAAAAAUUACUUGUGUCAUGCACAAAGUAGAUGUCUUAACUGACUUGCCAAAACUAUAGUUUGUUAAAAAGAAAUUUGUGGAGGGGUUGAAAAACGAGUAUUAAUGACUCCAACCUAAGUGUAUGUAAACUUCCGACUUCAACUGUAUACCAUUACUUAUCUAUUUUUUACUUCACACUUUUUUUCUGGAAACUGCGUUGUUGGUUAAGGGCUUGUAAGUAAGCAUUUCACUGUAAGGUCUACUACACAUGUGGCAAAUAAAAUUUGAUUUGAUUUGAUUAAACAAAGUAGAUGUAGUUACAGUGGAAGGCCAGUCAUAUAACACUCACACACACACUGAGUAGAACCCAAAUGUGUAGGAGGCCUUCUCUGUGAAUUGGGAUUCCCCAAUGGUGUGUAUAAAAAAAAAAUCCUCCAUAUCUGUUUUUUUGCUCUGCCUUGCUGCCCUGUUGUCUGCAUGAUGACCCCAACUCCUCAUAUGAGGGAAAGCUGUUUCAGGUGGCCAGAGCAGGGUGAACUAACUCAUGCUGAUGGAUUGCAUGUAGCUGACUGUGUAAAUGGAUACCCCACUUCCUGAAGAACCAUCAGCCUGGCGGAGCAGGAAACCUUGGAUUAUCAGACCCAGAAGACUCAGACCCUGAAGUGUGUGUGUGUGUGUGCUUGUGUGUGUGUUUGGGGGAGGGGAGUUGUAUAUCUCUGUCAUAGCCCCAGUCUCAGAGAGUAAAUAUUGCUGAAAUCAUCACAACGUCUCAGUGUAGCAGACAGCCCGGCUCAAUGACAUAGAUAAAGGAGAAAUGGCAUAUUGAUUCAGGGACACAGAGCAGCCUUCUCAGUCAUCAAUUCUUUGUCCACAAAAGUGAGGACAUUUUUUGUUUCCAUCUCAGAUAUCAUUAAUGCUGGAGGCUGAAUUAUUUCCCUGGGAUCUGUUUUCCUACUCUGUAAGGUUUCCUCAUUUAGCUCCUCAGCUCCAGACAGUAGGGUUUAGAGAACAGAGGGUAUUUAUAGUGUGCUCUAUAUGCUGACUGGACGGGACUGUCUUAAACUACUGCCCUCUGCAUUAAACAAUGUGUUUUAUUUGGACGUUGAUGUAAUUGGAGAAAACUAAAGUAAAGCCCUUUGCUCCAAGGUAGAAACGUUAUGUUGUGUGCAUUGUGUGUGUGUGUGUGUGUGUGUUUGGGGGUUGGGGAGUUGAUUUGAGUUUCAGAAUUAUUUUUAUGGGCGGCUCUUGGUAGGAGUCCAUUUUUACAUAACCAUGGAGUCAAUCGUGUGUGUGUGUGUGUGUGUGUGCAUGGCUGUGUUCAAUAGACUCUACAAAGCGCUCUGUUGAAUGUGUGUGUAUUUGUGAGAGAGUCAGUUCUGACUGUUGUUUAUCCAGGAUACACACUCUGUCUGGGUAAAUCCUACUUCUUCCGCUUUAACCACCCUGAGGAGGCCAGACGUAUGAAGAGCAUGCAGCCCCAGAAGAGUCCUGUCGCCACAAUGGUCUACGGCUCAGGUAGGUACCAAUCUCUCUCUCACACAACCCUGAAGACUACACUCUUACAGCUAUGUCUCUACAUUCCCCAUUCCUACUGCUAUUCUCCCCUGUUUGUCCCCCUUAUCCCCUUGCAAGAGGAACCUCCAGAAGUGCCAAGGUGUCACUGUGAUGGAUGUGUGGUAAGGAAGUGGUUCUCAGAGUUCAGAAUGUAUUUGUUCUCUCGCUCUAUCUAUCUGUCUCUUUGUCUGCUGGGGGCAAGGGUCAUGCUCUGGCUCUGCUUGGCUCUACUCUGCGUUACUUAAGUCUGAUGGUUAUACUCUUCAGCUAAACGAUUACGUACACAGCCAAAGUACUUGGGUCAAACUGCCCAUGUAAGGUAUAAAUAAAUGGAAGUCCACCACAUCCUCCCCUGUCCGGUGUGAGUUUAUCCACUGCUGAGAGAACAAAUGACAGCAUGUCAGCACAGAUAAACAGAGCCUGAGGUCAGCCAGCCCAGGUGGUCUCAGAGCAGAAACCCCGCACUGCAUGCUGGGCCGCGGGUGCCGGGUCGGUGGGAGGAAGGGGCGUGCUUACAGAGGUGCUUCCUCAGUGCCAGAAAGUACAAAGGCAUUCUGUCCCAUCUCGCUCCGCCAGCAUUCUUCCAUUUUUAGAAGAAGCUUUCCUUAACCACAGACUGUGUUUGUUUUGGGCCCAGAACCGUCUGAAGGACGUUCUUCGCUGGUUUCUCCCUCCUUAGUCAGCAUACUACAGGGGCUGAUCACUGUUUGGUUACUAGAUCCCACUCAGCCUGAUUGCCUCAGUUUCUCUCAGCUUAUAGGAGUUAGGCUUGAGUAUAGGGUGUGUUUUACUCCACUGUUUAUAAGGGUGCUCCAAGACAGGAUCAUAUAUCCACAUUAAUGAGAGUUUGAUUUCUAUGCAUCUGAUAUUUCCACAGACUGUGUAAAGAUUAAGCACAGCAAUGGCGGCUCAGUGGGUGGCACCAUGAUGAGAGGCUCCCGAUCAAAGGCGGAGCUGCAGGACUUGAUGGAGACUCUGCAGCGCAGGAAGAGUGCUCUAGAGGCUAGCCUGAGGGCCAGCGCAGAAUCUACCCGUACCUACCUCAGCCUGCCCCCUCCCAGCCCCCUGUCCCCCACGGCCCCCAGGAGUGCCGAGCGCCCCCCCUCCUCCAGAGGCCUCCCCUACAUGACCAGUAGCAGCAUGCCCCCCUCCCCUCGCCAGGGCGAGCGACCUCUCAGCCCCAAACCGCCAUACACCCGCUCACGCCACCAAUCACAGGACAGCCUGCUCCUCUCUAGCUCCUCUGAUGGGCGUCGCCCAACUGUAGCCAGUUCUCUGCUGUCCAUGUGGAAUGGUUCCUGUUCCUAUGGGGAGCCUGCCCCCCGUCCUCCUCGGGGCCACAGUGGGGCUGCCAGCAUGCCCUCCAGCCCUCGUCUAGGCCGCAGGCUCUACGCCCAGGGCCGGAACGGGGACAAUGGUAUGGACCCUGCACCCCGUCAGAGGAAGUACUCUACAGGGUCACUCAACGGCCUGGGCUCUACCCACAGCCGCUCUCUACCCCGCCUCCACCGGUCGGCAGACUCUGCAGCCCUGUCCCUGCCCCCACGCCACUCCAUGGGCUCCCACAGAGGGGAGAAGGGUUCUGUGUCCCUGUCCUCCAAUACGAGGCGCAGCCUGUCUCCUCUGGAACGGCCGCCAGACGUAACAGUGCCAGCCACAGCCAGCGUACCGGGUACUCCCCGCAGGGCCAGCCUGGCCUCUCUGGCCUCUCUGGGCUGUGAACUGGAGCAUGGGGGCCUGCGGGGAUCCUCACCCUGCCUGGACCUGGGCCUGGGGGAGAGGAGGCUGUCCUUUGGGAAGGGUGGGCUGGGGCCGAGAUCAAGAAGAGGCAGCAUCAGCUCUCUGAAUGGGAAGGAGGAGCUUACAGACUACCACAAGCACCAGAGAGACGAGAGGCUCAGAGAACAGGAGGUGCAGAGACUGGUGAGACAAACACAGCCUUAGAUCAAUCAUUUUACUUCUUGUCUAAUGCACUCUAUUCAUUAUUAUUAUACCAUUAUUAUUAUUAUUAUUAUUUUAUUAUUAUUAUUAUUAUUAUUAUUGUUAUUAUUAUCAUCAUCAUGAUGAUCCUGUCUUUAUUCGUCAGUCUAGAGUCUGCUAUUCUAGAAGGCUCUGAUUGUGUGACUUGUACGCCUGGUUUCAUUCUGCUAGUUCGUCUGGUCCCGUCUCUUUACUAGGGACUGUUAUGAAAACAUGAAAGUGCUUAUAGGGCUUUGAUUUCAGCUUUUGUUACUUGAGAAGGCUAAUUGGAUGUUCUGACUAGUUGUCAUCAUGUUUCACAAGCUCCCUGUUUAAUUGACUGAACACGCUCUCACACUCCUGCUGUAGAGAGAUGGAACACACACGGAGCGGUGCGCCAUGAACCAGUUGGUCAGACUGUUGGUCAGACUGGUUAAGACUCCUUUGAACUUUGUGUUCCUCAGAAAAUCACUUGAUUACAUUUGAAAUGUGGUUUUCUCUGGUUUUAUUGUGUUUUAUGGGUAGUUUAUAGGUUGUUUGAUCAUGCUUUUGGGUGAUCACAUGAUCCCAUUGUGUUGACAAAAGACUGUAAAUAGAUCAAAAUACCCAUCAAUGAAAUAAUUGGAUCCCAAUAGCACAGUCUGAGUCUAAUGAGUAGUAUAUUGGCUAUAAUGUGUGACUGUUAACCACUGGUCCUCUCCCUGUAAUGUGUGACUGUGUUAACCACUGGUCCUCUCCCUGUAAUGUGUGACUGUGUUAACCACUGGUCCUCUCCCUGUAAUGUGUGACUGUGUUAACCAUUGGUCCUCUCCCUGUAAUGUGUGACUGUUAACCACUGGUCCUCUCCCUGUAAUGUGUGACUGUGUUAACCACUGGUCCUCUCCCUGUAAUGUGUGACUGUUAACCACUGGUCCUCUCCCUGUAAUGUGUGACUGUUAACCACUGGUCCUCUCCCUGUAAUGUGUGACUGUGUUAACCACUGGUCCUCUCCCUGUAAUGUGUGUAGGAGCGCCAGCGGUUGGAGACCAUCCUGAGCCUGUGUACUGAGCUGGGCCGUUUGGAGCGGGACCAGGGCGGCUCGGCCAUCUCCGACCUGCAGAAGAUCAACAAGGAGCUGGAGAAGCUGCAGGUGUCUGAUGAUGAGUCAGUGUUCUCCGACUCCCCCGGCACCGCCCCGGAGAACGGCUAUGGCACCAAGGCCCCUGAGGAGCGGCAGGUCCACCAGCGCCGCCACAGCGGGCACAGAGAGGCCAGGGAUGCCAGGGCCCAGUCACCUGCUGUCAGCCUGCGCAGCAGUGUCCCCUCACCCUCCCCUCACCACAGAGCCAGGGUAAGUCCUGGUGACAUGUUUAACAUUGUCUUGAGACCCGAGGUCUUUCAUAUCUAAACCUUUCAACACUCAAAUAAGCACAUGAUCUUAGACAGCCAAACAUGUGGGUGCGCACACACACAGUAGAAAAGGAGUGGGAAAAGUAUGAAAAGAAAGAAGGAAUUCCCCCUUGCCUAGGGGCUUGUUGUUGAUCAUUACUGGGUUAGGGAGGGAUUUAUCAAAGCAUCUGCAUGACACAGUAACUCAUUCCGCCAUAGCUGUGUGUGUUCACUAAUGAAAGAGAUGGUGUGAAUAUAGAUACAUGCAUUAGCCAGUAGAGGAAACUAUGCAGCCCUGUGGGGGUUGAGGUAUCAUUGUUGUUAAAGAUAUAAGGAGUUCUCCUUAUAUAUCCCAUAUGUUCACAGUGGAAGUGUAUUCAAACACAGAGUACACCUCCAUUGGUGCCCCAGUAUGUCAUGAGGAGCUCAGUCUCUCUGCACCUAACCCCAGUCUCAGUCUAAGAGCCACUAUUACAGUUAUAGUGGUGCUGUAAAACUGUGGCAUUUUUCCAGUCUAGAGCAGUAAUGACUUAAUGGUGCGUUUGGUUUUAAUGGAGGAGUUCUCUGGGGAAUACAGUUACAGCACUCUGCCACUCAAACUCUCUGAAAGGAGGGGGAACAGGAAAUGACUUUAUCCCCAGUAGAAUAACCGUGCACACGCGUGUGUAGUGUAUAAGAGUGUGUAAGAGAAAUGUGUAUUUCUCCAGAUGUUUUGUUAAUGUUAAAGUACUUAUAGUACCCGGUAACUACUUUGUAGCUGAUAUUAAUAUUUAUACCAUUACAAUAGAUAAUCAUACAAGCUUUGUGUAUUUGGAAAAUAAAAUCUACUCUACUACUUUAAUGGUACCAACUACCAGAUUAGUAUGAUAUUUCAUUCCAUGUAGAGAAUACAUUUCCGCUAUCAUUUGUUACGGCUGAGGCAGAGUCCCAUUAAAGACACUAGUUAUUGAACCUUCCAAUCCACUCUCUUCUUCCUUCUCAUAUUCCUAAGUCCUGGUAGUGGAACAGUGGAGCAGCCAGUCACAUACCUUCUCUGAAACAGCCCAUAAAUUCCAGGACUGCUGCCUGCCUGCCAUAUGAGGCUCCGACUGCUGUUCAGCAGGACUCCUGAAGGCUGCUAUCUGGAGGUGGAGCAGGCAGCAGAUAUGAUAGAGGUUGUGAUGUGUCAGAUACAGAAUGUGCGCGGAUGUGUGUGGAUUAGAUCAGGGGCUAAUGAGAGGAGCGGGUGUUGACUCUCUGGUGGCAGCAGGGCUCUCUGACUGAUAGGAGAUACAUGAGGCUUGCACAGUAGAGUCCUUCUGAGACAGUAGAGUAUUAAUCCAGUCCCUGUUCUCCUGAGGGACCUGAGUCUCCGCUGCGUUACAGACACAUGGCAGCAGCAUUACUCCACCUCACUAUCUCUCACAGCAAUCGGAGGCAGCUCCAUCUAACCAACAUACUGUAGCUACCAAUCAGAAGGACUUACAGGUUAUUAAGAAAACAUAAAAACAAAUAUUUCCCAUUCCUCUGUGUACCAUAGCUUUAAAUUAGGCAUGAUCCUGCAGUGGGCCAUAUAAUGUUUUAGACAUGACAUCAUCACAGUGUGGACAGUAACACACAUUGUGAGUAGAUAGUGGGAUUUUAGGCUGGGUAUCUGUAAAGCACUCUGUGACAACUGCUGAUGUAAAAAGGGCUUUAUAGAAUACAUUUGAUUGAUUGAUUGAUUGGUUGAUAGUUUUGAUUGGUUGAUUGAUAGUUUGUAGUCCCAUGGACUGAUGAUGGCUCUGUAAUAUCACCAGCAGCAGGCUACGGAGGAUGUGCAUCUGAAACAGGAAGUGACCCGUAUCGAGGAAGAGAGGAUCCAGGUGCUGAACAACAUAGAGGAGUUGGAGCAGAAGAUCAAAGACCUGGACAACCAGAUGGAUGAAUCCAUCAGAGAGGUAUGCAGCACAACACAACACAACACAACACCACACCACACAGCACAACACCACACCACAAAGCACCACACCACACAGCACCACACAACACCACACCACACCACACCACACCACACAACACCACACCACACAGCAGGACACAGCAGAACAGAGCACAGCAUGGGAGAGUGAAUGGAGGGGGCUUCACCCAUGCUGUGUGCUUUGUGUGUGUGUCAGUGGGUGUGGACAUGUGUGUUUAUGAGUUGGGAUACUUUGGAGUUAGGAAAUGAGUGUUUACAGUGGCUGGGUAAUGACACUAGUGGGGGGGGGGUCGUUUUGGUCUGUCUGUGUCUGGCUUUGAGGAGCUAAGAAUACUGAUUUAAAGCUGCAUUUGUUUGUGUGUAUGUAUGGUGCAGAUGGAGGUGGAGCGGGCUCUGCUGGAGGGGGAGCAGGUCUCUGAGAUGGCCCUGCUACAGAGGGAGAAGGAGGUACUGGACCAACUCAAUGACAAGAUUGGCAGCAUUGACAAGACAGUCCUCACAGACAAGUCCCAGGUAACUGCAGCAGACAUGUUGUCCAUCUCUGUGAGUUGGAUGCCAUUGCUUUCAGACACAGAGAAUGUAAGGUGGAGGGAGAGACAGACGGUCAGGGUACGUGUGGGAGUUGGGAUGUCAGUGGUGAGAAUCUGAGUUGGAGGAAUCUACAGUCCAGCCCACAGAUCUAAAUACAGUAGGCUGGCCUUCUUCACUUUUCGGCUGCCUCCUUUGUUCCUCCUUUACCUUCACUAACACUCUCUUUCCUCUCUCUCACUCUUUGCUGUGUUGUGGGUGUUGUUGUGUUCUUACUCGCACGCAUGUGUGUGCUCUUGUAUACGUGCGUGUAUGUGUGUGUCCACUGCUGUGCAGGGCAAAGCCCUGCUCGAUGCUGAGAGGGUAAAGGUAGAGAGGCUGGAGGAGCUUAUGUCUGACUAGAGGGCCCAGCUGGACACCUGUCCCGAGGCGCUCCAGGGUCAGUAAGACACAGCAGCUAACUCCUAACUGGUCCCUCAUGCUCCUCAGUUCAUAUGGAUGCUUCUGCUUCCCUCUCUGGCUGCCCCUCCUCCUCCUAACUGACUCCUCCCCUUCCCUUGUAGUCACCGUGGGUUUUCCUUUCUGUUCUGUUUCUGUGGCGCACAUAGAAUCCUCCACUUUGACCCUUCCCUCCCUUUUAUAGAUGUCCUCAUAUCCCCCCUGUCUCACUCAGACAGCUCCCUUCUUGUCCCUGGUUUCACUUGAUGGUCUCUCUGUUAUGGUUCAGACAGAGAUGGCCAAGUAUGGAAAGUGCAGUGACAUGAAGUAUGUGCUAAGAGAGUAGAAUGUAGGUUGCUGUUAUCUAGCUAAUGCAUUUUAUUGGCAUUACAGGAUAAUGGGAGCUCAUUAUCGUGGUCUAUUUGUCUGUAAAAUGUCAAUGUAUUUGUCUGUCUGUGAGUUUGAAUCCUCCAUACACGGACCAACUCAAAGCCAGUGCAUUCUCAACCUUAAAUGAUGUGCGUGUGUAUGUGUGUCUGUGUGUUGUCCGUCAGGAUGUUGAGGUGCUGGAGGCGGAGAGGAAGCGUUUUGAUGACCUGGAGUUCCAGCAGCUGGAGAGAGAGAGUCGUCAGGAAGAGGAGAAGGAGGAUCAGACCCAGCAUCUACUCCGAGAGAUAGCAGAUUACCAGCGUAGUACUGUCACACGCAAGGAGAGACUCCUGACCCUGAAGAAGCAGUCUACACAGAUUACCCAGCAGUCUCAGCGGGAGAAGGACAGCUUCCUGAAAGAGAAGAACAACCUGCUCCUCAUGCUUCAGAGGGUAAGAAGGUUUUUGAUUACUGGUUCUGUUUUGUGUCUGUAUACCUUUACCUUUGUUUGACUGACAGUCUGUGUGUUUCUAGGAGAGGGAGAACCUGGCCUCUCUGGAGAGGAAGUAUGCUGAACUGACUGGAGGGCAGGCCUUCCCUAACAACCCUGUUGCCAUGAAGGAGGUAUGAUGUACAAUACACUACUCACAGUGCAUAUGUCUGGCCAGCAGAGGGCAGCUGUCUGUACUAAGAGACUCAGUGCCUGACUGAAAUGCCUAACAGAGGUUCCUUUCUAAAAACCUCCCAUUUCUUAAUGUAAACCGUUUCCAUAUGUUUUAUUCCAACAUACAGGUACUGCGCUGAUUGUUGUUGAAAGAUAAGACACGUAAACAAAAGCAACAAAUACAAAACAGAAAAAAAAAUAAAAAUAAUAAUGAAUAAACCUUAACAUAAAAAAAAAUGGCACUAGCAAGACACAACACACACCGAGUGGAUUAGGUUGUAUACAUACUUUGAAGGAAUCAGUUAAUAUAUACAUGUACAGUCCAUAAAGAGGAAGGGAUCAUUGAUCAGACACAAUCCCUAGUCCCACUGAAUCUCCAUGUUCACAGUUAGUAAUGACCAUCUGUCCACAAAUUGAUCAUGCUUAAAUCUUAAUCUAAAUGUCAUUUUUCAAAUGAUGUAUAUUGUUCUUAUAAUUGACACUCCUCAUCUGUUGGAGGUUCUUUCUGGGGCCAUCUUAAUGCAGAGCUUUUUUAGCUGCAAUGAAAAGUAUUUGUAACAAAUAUAAUUUCUUCCUUUCUAACACCAUGUCCGAUUUGGAUCCAAGAAUGGCUAACAUGGGAUCUGUGGGUUCUGAAAAAACGACUGACUCUUUUCCACUGAAAUUCCCCUCCAUGAAUUUGCAUUGGUAACUUUAUGAGCUUCAGAGAAUAUAUCUAACCAUGUCUCUUCACUUAUCUUGAUGAAGUUCACCUUACCACCUUUGUCUAAGAAUCAAUAUGCUAUCUUGAUCAAUGUGUUAUCUUGUUUCAUGGCUGAUAAAGCCCUGUAUAAGUUAGUUGUUGGUUUCUCAGUGUAUUGAUUCUCCUGGACUCUGGCUAAGUAUUGUUCUAUGGCCAAGGGGGUGCCUUGUAACCUUAACCAGUUUUGGUGUUUGAAUAGAAAUCUUCUUACUUGUAGAUACCUGAAAAAGUCUGACCUUCGUAUUUUAAACUCAGAGCUCAGUCUUUCAAAUGAUUUUAGAGUACCCUUUUCAAAUAAUUGAUGAACAUAUUGGAGUUUCAAAUGUGCCCAGUUUCUAAAACCUGUGUCUAAACGUAGCGACAAUGGAUGAUAACACUGAGAUUCCUGUAGGAAGGUUGAAAACUCGCUGCGUCGCUUUCCAUUCUUUAUAUGUGGUUCCUGCCCAUUUUCCAUGACUCACUCUAUAUAGUUUCCUCAGUGAAUGGGAGUACAGAUAGAGGGACCAAAGUCAAGUCAGACUUUUCUAUUUCCAGCCAUCUUGUACCUGCAGCUUCAGACAUACUGUAAUGGCCCUAAAUUGGGUUGCAAGCCAGUAAUGUUUAAGAUACUGCACAUCCUCCCUGUUUUUAUGUUUAUUUUGACUUUAUAUCUGACCCUGGGAUGUCGUCCCUGCCAGAUCAAUCUGGAGAUGAGUUUGUCUAAUAGCACAAACAGAUUUGGGUGGUGAGAUUGGAAGUGUUUGAAAGGGGAACAGUAAUCUAGGUAAUACGUUCAUUCUUAUUGAUUGUACCUUUCCCGAUAGGGUGAGGGGCAGCACAGACCAGCGGUCCAGAUCUCCUUUGAUUCUAUCUAUCAGCUUGGUGUAGUUGGCUUUGUAUAAGUUAUCCAGAUCAGCAGGUAUAGUAUUUCCUAGAUAUGUGAUAGCUUCAUUCGGCUACUUAAAAGAGAACAAUGUUUUUAUAUAGGGGGUGAUAUGUGUAUUUAAGGCCAGUGCUUCCGUUUUAUUAACAUUCAUCUUGUACCUGGAGGAACUGCCAAAUUAUUUAAGACGUUCUAUUAGCUUUGAGACAGAGUUCACAGGGUCAGACGUAGCAGACCUUUACUACAACAUCGUCAGCGUACAAUUAUAUUUUAACCUUUAUUCCUUUAACAUGUUGAUGUUUCUGUUCUGGUCUGUGCAGCACUUCCGCUUUCUGGAGGAGAGGAGGCGGGGCAGUAAGGAGAACUCCUCCCACCUCAGUGACACUCUGCCCCGUAAGAGGAGCCAGCAGCCCCUCAGUCACUACAGCAGCUCUACCCUGGGCCGUAGCCUGUCCCCUAAGGUGAGCAUGGGGGACCAACCUCCCAUCCCUGGGCCGUAGCCUGUCCCCUAAGGUGAGCAUGGGGGACCAACCUCCCAUCCCUGGGCCGUAGCCUGUCCCCUAAGGUGAGCAUGGGGGACCAACCUCCCAUCCCUGGGCCGUAGCCUGUCCCCUAAGGUGAGCAUGGGGGACCAACCUCCCAUCCCUGGGCCGUAGCCUGUCCCCUAAGGUGAGCAUGGGGGACCAACCUCCCAUCCCUGGGCCGUAGCCUGUCCCCUAAGGUGAGCAUGGGGGACCAACCUCCCAUCCUGGGCCGUAGCCUGUCCCCUAAGGUGAGCAUGGGGGACCAACCUCCCAUCCCUGGGCCGUAGCCUGUCCCCUAAGGUGAGCAUGGGGGACCAACCUCCCAUCCCUGGGCCGUAGCCUGUCCCCUAAGGUGAGCAUGGGGGACCAACCUCCCAUCCCUGGGCCGUAGCCUGUCCCCUAAGGUGAGCAUGGGGGAACCAACCUCCCAUCCCUGGGCCGUAGCCUGUCCCCUAAGGUGAGCAUGGGGGACCAACCUCCCAUCCCUGGGCCGUAGCCUGUCCCCUAAGGUGAGCAUGGGGGACCAACCUUCCCAUCCCUGGGCCGUAGCCUGUCCCCUAAGGUGAGCAUGGGGGACCAACCUCCAUCCCUGGGCCGUAGCCUGUCCCCUAAGGUGAGCAUGGGGGACCAACCUCCCAUCCCUGGGCCGUAGCCUGUCCCCUAAGGUGAGCAUGGGGGACCAACCUCCCAUCCCUGGGCCGUAGCCUGUCCCCUAAGGUGAGCAUGGGGGACCAACCUCCCAUCCCUGGGCCGUAGCCUGUCCCCUAAGGUGAGCAUGGGGGACCAACCUCCCAUCCCUGGGCCGUAGCCUGUCCCCUAAGGUGAGCAUGGGGGACCAACCUCCCAUCCCUGGGCCGUAGCCUGUCCCCUAAGGUGAGCAUGGGGGACCAACCUCCCAUCCCUGGGCCGUAGCCUGUCCCCUAAGGUGAGCAUGGGGGACCAACCUCCCAUCCCUGGACCGUAGCCUGUCCCCUAAGGUGAGCAUGGGGGACCAACCUCCCAUCCCUGGGCCGUAGCCUGUCCCCUAAGGUGAGCAUGGGGGACCAACCUCCCAUCCCUGGGCCGUAGCCUGUCCCCUAAGGUGAGCAUGGGGGACCAACCUCCACUCCCAGGGCUGCAGCCUGUCCCCUAAGGUGAGCAUUUGGGGAACCAGACCAACCUCUCCUCCCUGGGGUCAGCUGGACAUAGGACAACCACAGGGGUUAGAUCAGCAGUGCACAACUCCCUCAGGGCCUUAAUUUCUCUUAAUUUAAUAAUUAAUUGAUAAUGCCAGAGUCCCAGCAUCUGAUUACUGGAGCUUUGGGUUAGAGAGACACUUACCAGGUCAUCUCACUCUCUGUCUGUUGUGUCCGUCUGUCUACUCUGCAGUCUCACCUGCCCCUGUCCCAGAGCUCCAGCUGUGGUAGUAUAAUCCCCCGGGGCCUCUCUGUCUCUCCCAGAGUUCUGGAAACUCGACGCCUGCUCAAGGGUGAGCCAAAACACAGUUCUGUCUGUGCAUACUUCAAUUUGUAUUUUAUUUUUAUGAUGCCUCUAAUGACUUAUUGUCUAGAAUUUCAAUAUUAGUUGGAGGAGAGGAAGCAUUCUCUUUAAAGUAUUAUUCUGAACUUUGUUUAUUUGUAUCUACACUGAACAAAAAUAUGAAUGCAACAUGCAACAAUUUCUAAGAUUUUACUUAGUUACAGUUCAUAUAAGGAAAUCAGUCAAUUGAAAUAAAUAAAUUAGACCCUAAUCUAUGGAUUUCACAUGACUGGAAAUACAGAUAUGCAUCUGUUGGUCACAGAUACACUAUAUAUACAAAAGUAUGUGGACAUCUCUUAAAAUUAGUGGAUUUGGCUAUUUCAGCCACUGACAGGAGUAUAAAAUUGAGCACACAGCCAGGCCCUCUCCAUAGACAAACAUUGGCAGUAGAAUGGCCUUACUGAAAAACUCAUAGGAUGCCACCUUUCCAACAAGUCAGUUCGUCAAAUUUCUGCCCUGCUAGAGCUGCCCCGGUCAACUGUAAGUGCUGUUAUUGUGAAGUGGAAACGUCUAAGAGCAACAACGUCUCAGCCGCGAAGUGGUAGGCUACACAAGCUCACAGAACGGGACCGCCGAGUGCUGAAGCACGUAGCUCGUAAAAAUCGUCUGUCGUCGGUUACUACACUUACUACCGAGUUCCAAACUGCCUCUGGAAGCAACGUCAGCACAAGAACUGUUCGUCGGGAUCUUCAUGAAAUGGGUUUCCAUGGCCGAGCAGCUGCACACAAGCCUAAGAUCACCAUGCACAAUGCCAAGCGUCCGCUGGUGUAAAGCUCGCCGCCAUUGGACUCUGGAGCAGUGGAAACGCGUUCUCUGGAGUGAUGAAUCACGUUUCACCAUCUGGCAGUCCGACGGACAAAUCUGGGUUUGAUGGAUGCCAGGAGAACGCUACCUGCCCAAAUGCAUAGUGCCAACUGUAAAGUUUGGUGGAGGAGGAAUAAUGGUCUGGGGCUGUUUUUCAUGGUUCGGGCUAGGCCCCUUAGUUCCAGUGAAGGGAAAUCUUAACGCUAGAGCAUACAUUGACAUUCUAGACAAUUCUGAGCUUCCAACUUUGUGGCAACAGUUUGGGGAAGGCCCUUUCCUGUUUCAGCAAAACAACGCCUUCGUGCACAAAGCGAGGUCCAUACAGAAAUGGUUUGACGAAAUCGGUGUGGAAGAACUUGACUGGCCUGCAUAGAGCCCUGACCUCAACCCCAUCGAACUGGCCUGGUCAUGUAGUGUACCUUAAGGUAGGAGCAUGGAUCAGAAAACCAGUCAGUGAUCUGGUAUGACCAUAAUUUGCCUCAUGCAGCGCGACACAUCUCCUUCACAUAGAGCUGAUCAGGCUGUUGAUUGUGGCCUGUGGAAUGUUGUCCCACUCCUCUUCAGUGGCUGUGCAAAGUUGCUGGAUAUUGGUGGGAACUGGAACAUGCUGUCGUACACGUCGAUCCAGAGCAUCCCAAACAUGCUCAAUGGGUGACAUGUCUGGUGUGUAUGCAGGCCAUGGAAGAACUCUGACAUUUUAAGCUUCCUGGAAUUGUGUACAGAUCCUUGCGACAUGGGGCCGUGCAUUAUCAUGCUGAAACAUGAGGUGAUGGCAGCGGAUUAAUGGUACGACAAUGGGCCUCAGGAUCUCAUUACAGUAUCUCUGUGAAUUCAAAUUGCCAUCAAUAAAAUGCAAUUGUGUUCAUUGUCCGUUGCUCAUGCCUGCCCAUACCAUAACCCCAUCACCACCAUGGGGCACUCUGUUCACAAAGUUGACAUCAGCAAACCACUCACCCACACAACACCAUACAUGCUCUCUGCCAUCUGCCCGGUACAGUUGAAACCGAAGGUGGCCAUCGAAGGUGAGCAUUUUCCCACAAGUCGGUUACGACGCCGAACUGCAGUCAGGUCAAAACCCUGGUGAGGACAACGAGCACGCAGAUAUUCUUUGGUUGUGCAAACCUACAGUUUCAUCAGCUGUCCGGGUGGCUGGUCCCAAACGAUCCCGCAGGUGAAGAAACCGGAUGUGGAGGUCCUGAGCUGGCAUGGUUACACAUGGUCUGCGGUUAUGAGGCCGGUUGGAAGUACUGCCAAAUUCUCUAAAACGACAUUGGAGGCGGCUUAUGGUAGAGACAUAAACAUUCAAUUCUCUGGCAACAGCUCUGGUGGACAUUCCUGCAGUCAGCAUGCCAAUUUCACUCUCCCUCAAAACUGGAGACAUCUGUGACAUUGGGUUGUGUGACAAAACUGCACAUUUUAGAGUGGCCUUUUAUUGUCCCCAGCACAAGGUGCACCUGUGUAAUGAUCAUGCUGUUUAAUCAGAUUUCAUGAUAUGCCACUCCUGUCAGGUGGAGGGAUUAUCUUGGCAACAGAGAAAUGCUCACUAACAGGGAUGUAAACAAAUUUGUGCACAAAAUUUGAGAGAAAUACGCUUUUUGUGCGUAUGGAACAUUUCUGGUAUCUUUUAAAACAUGGGACCAACACUUUACAGGUUGCGUUUAUAUUUUUGUUCAGUGUUGUAACACCAUCUCAUUAUCUCUCUGUCUCUCUCUGGCUUUUCUCUAAUUGUCCCUGGAUUCCCUGCCUCUCUCCCUACCUACUUCCUGUUUCUCACGGCAUGCUAGCUACAUGCUGCAGAGAUAGACAUUCAUAGCUUUUCCUCUCCUGUGUGACCUGGUCUACAUUUAUUUAUUUUUUAAAUAAAUGUUUCUUCUAAAUUUUGUAUCCUUUUUUUUUGUCAUUUAGCAGACGCUCUUAUCCAGAGCAACUUACAGUUAGUGAGUGCAUACAUUUUUCAUACUACAUUGCAUGUUAGUUAACAUGGACGGCCACAGGGCGUCUUUCCUCCAGUGUCCAUUAGCAUCGGUCUGAGCAGUAAUGACAUGUUCAACUCUACUCUUAUAGUAUAUCAAGCGGAAGGAACAAGAGCCUUUGGAAACAGGUCUGAGGGGGUUGAAUGACCAUGCCCAUUUCAGUGUUGGAGGGGAAUAUACUAUUUGUGUAUCAGCAAUACCCUCUGACCAACUGCAAUUAAGUUGUGACAGUUAACCAGCAACAAACAUUUUAAAUGUUUAAUCUAAUCUGAUAAAAGGCUUUAUAAAGUAUGUCUGUCUGUGUGUCCAUCUGUCUCUCAGCAGGCCACAGCCACCUGUACAUGAAUGAGGACAGACAGAGACUGGUUGACCUGUGUAGCAGGGCCGUGUCUGAGUCCAAUGUCUUCCUGGACCCCUUCCACUACGCAGACAACGGCCAUGGCUUCGACACGCUCAGCGCGGACAGCUCUGACAGCAUGGAGACCAGCAUCUCUGCCUGCUCCCCAGACAACAUCUCCAGGUGAGAGAGAGAACUGUAGGACCAUUGUUCAAGUAGGGCACUUCUUCAAGUAGGACCACUGUUAAAGUAGGAUCAUUGUUAGCUCAAUGUAACAUUAGUUGAAAAGAGCAUUUUUGUUCAGAGGAGAACUGGGGACAUGGCCUGUCAGAGACAUGUUAUGAAUUAGAGAGAUGUGACUCAGCAUCACUCCAUAUUCAUUUCUGUGAUUAAGCGAAGCGUACAGGAGUGAAGCUGAGUGAAGCGUGCAGGGGUGAAGCUGAGUGAAGCGUGCAGGAGUGAAGCUGAGUGAAGCGUGCAGGAGUGAAGCGAGCAGGAAUGAGGCUGAGUGAAGCGUUCAGGCGUGAAGCUAAGUGAAGCGUGCAGGAGUGAAGCGAGCAGGAAUGAGGCUGAGUGAAGCGUUCAGGCGUGAAGCGAGCAGGAGUGAAGCUGAGUGAAGUUGUGCGAAGCACGCAAGAGUGAGGCAGGGUGAGAGCCCCAGAUGGAGGGCUGACCAGCAGGGAGGGGGGAGGCUGAGGCUGGUGCAGAAGGGUCACACACACAGCUGUGCUCUCAGUAAAGGGGCCCAGCUACCUCUCAGAGCCUCGUGGAGAUCCAGCCCGUCAGUACUGUUAGUGUGUUGCUGGGAUAGUGUCAGGAUGCUGAAUCUGAUGUGAGUAAAGAGCUUGUUUGUGUGCUUGUGUGUUGGUACUGGUGCUUAGUUGUCUGUUGAAGAGAAGAGGCUGUGCUGUGUUUGUUUAAACCAAAAGCAUCAUUUUUGCAUCCUUUGUUGUUACAACUUGUGUUAUUGUUUUUAAUCAAGUACUAGUACUUUGUCAACCAUGUUCUUGUCAGAAAUAAUCAGUUACAUUAAAUCAGUUGAACUCUCAGACAAAAGUUGAUUCUGCUCGUUGCACAUGGUUCUGUAGACUCUUUUCCAUUAGAUCUCAUGCUCUUCCAAGUGAAACUAUUAGAUUCAUUCUAAAUCUUCAUGAUAUCCUGAUACAAUGGGAAAACAAUGUUUAUUUCUAUAUGUCUGCAGAGUAUUGGCAGGUAGCCUAGCGGUUAAGAGCGUUUGGCCGGUAACCGAAAGGUCACUGGUUCAAAUCCCCGAGCCGACUAACUGAAAAAUCUGUCUGUGCCCUUGAGCAAGGCACUUAAACCUAAUUGCUUAUCUGGAUAAGAGCGUCUGCUAGAAUGUCAAUAUAAUGUUGUUUGGUGUGUCAUGCUAGUCCUGUACUUUUUAUUUAUUUAACCUUUAUUUUGACAGGGAAGUCAGACUGAGACUAGGGUCUCUUUUACAGAUGAGCCUUGCAUAAAUACAUCAAACACAUACAAUAUACAAAAUUACAAAACAUAUAUUAAGAAAAACAGACACAUUUAUCAACAUAAGAGGUCUCCGAUCAAUACUCUGAACUGACCAAGGGGGACCAGAACAUUUACUAGUGGGACCCAAACAUUUUAUUUUGUUAGUGAGGAUGCUGAACAACGUGUCUUGGCUAUAUGUUGUCCAGCUGUCUCACACCCAGUUUUAUAAGCAGGAGAGGUGUUUUUAUAAACAGAAAAGGUGUGUUUUCUACAUUACUGAUUCCGUACACAUAGGACCACCCUGAAAGUGAAAAUUGGUUAAGUGUGUGAGAGUGAUCUUGGUCAGUCCAUACAGUAUAUACAGGAUGUAAAAAAUAUUUGAGCGAAUGUAGUGUCUAUACGUUGUACAGAAUGUGAUGGUAUGACUGGUGCAGAGGUGCAGUGUUCAUGUUAACUUUAUAGUAAGGGCCCUGGUCUGGAAUUUCACUCACACGUAAUAGGUUCCAGGAUGGACAGUCCUUUUCCUGGUGGGCAUGUGUCCUCUCUUUGCUUUGUGUUUAUGAAACCUUUUUUCCACAGUGCCAGCACAUCCAAUGUAGCAAAGAUUGAGGAGAUGGAACGUUUGUUACGAGAGGCCCAGGCUGACAAGUAUCGACUCCUUGAGCACAAGGUAAUGAAACCUUCAUAAGUAAAACCAUCUCUACCGCCCUCUUUGUGUGUGUGUGUGUGUGUGUGUGUGUGUGUUGACCAUGCUGUAACUUUCUGUGUAGGAGCGUGAGAUGGAGGUGCGCCGGCAGGCCCUGGAGGAGGAGCGGAGGAGGAGGGAGGACCUGGAGAAGAGACUGCAGGAGGAGACCAGCAGGAGGCAGAAGAUGAUCGAGGUGAAGCUACGUGAGAAACAGAGGGCACAGGUGGGAGAUCCAGAAAGGGCCAAGAUUCAUAAUACCAAUCAUUUCAGAUGCAUGGUCAUUUAAAUAGGAAAUAGCUUUAAAAUGCUUUAAAGCAACUAUGAAAUUUUUAAGAAAAAUGUCUAGCAGAUCUUUAACUUGAAUUUAGCUUUAAGCCAUGGGCUCAACACAGACCAGACACCUCUGACCCUUGUCCCUAGGCCCGGCCGCUGACACGCUACCUCCCUCAGAGGAAGGAUGACUUUGACCUCCAUGGUCACAUCGAGGCAGCUGGACACAACCCAGACAACUGCUACCACCUGGCCAUCACAGAUAAAACCUGCAGAGGGUUCCUGGUCAAGAUGGGUGGGAAGAUCAAGACCUGGAAGAAACGCUGGUUUGUCUUCGACCGGAACCGCAGGACCCUGGCCUACUAUGCAGGUACCUUCUACUAUCUUUCCCUCGCUUUCUCUCUCCUUUUUCUCCUACUGACAUUAUCUCUCUCUCUCUUUCUCUCUCUCUUCUCUCUCUGUCUGUUGCAGUUGUAAAUGGUAGAUUAAUCAGAGCGCUGCAAGAAAAGCAGCGAUGACAUCUUAAUCAAGCUAAGCUGUUUUACUCUGGAAAUCUAGGAAGAGCUUUGAUUGAAGUGAUGGUUUUGUUUCACCACACAUUAACAUGGUCAUCCUAGCGCUACAGUAUUGUGCUCUCUUACAGACAAACAUGAGGUCAAGAUGAAAGGGGUCAUAUACUUCCAAGCCAUAGAAGAGGUUUACUAUGACCAUUUAAAGAAUGCACACAAGGUAAGGGACAAAUGGUAUACACAUUUAAAGUAUUGAAGUAUCCGUAUUUUAUGGUAAGAAACAAAAAAAUUCUUAAACUAUAGUGACAUUGCUUUUCUUUUUACUCCCUCUUUUGCAACUCCCUCCCUCCCUCACAGAGCCCCAACCCAUCUCUGACUUUCAGUGUGAAGACCCAUGACAGGGUGUACUACAUGGUGUCUCCCUCCCCUGAAGCUAUGCGUAUCUGGAUGGACGUAAUCGUUACCGGGGCAGAGGGAUAUAUGCAAUUCAUGGUC
This is a messenger RNA of Coregonus sp. 'balchen', 21691 nucleotides long. Lineage: Eukaryota; Metazoa; Chordata; Actinopteri; Salmoniformes; Salmonidae. The record is from the annotation of a GenBank genome assembly.